GUAGUGACGCAUCCGUCCGACAUAGACGAUCUCUGUGUCUGCAGUGAGUACGUUGAAGAAAGCGCUCCGCUCCCACUGGCCGCUCUGACCGAGGCAGCUACCGGGCGACUCUGUCCUGUCUUCCCCGCGGACCGCCGCGUCUCGAACACUCUGCUCGGCGCGCCACUCACGCUCUUCGCGUGCAGUCGUUUUAUGGUCGCACCGCCGCGACUUUUCUUCUCUUUGUGUUGAACUCGUAGCCGCCAGCCUCCGAGGCUAGCCGCUACAGAGCGCAGCCAGCUGGUCGGACCGCGGCGCAGGACGGACGUUAGCAAACCAGCUAAGUAGCCAGAAAGACUGAGCCUGGAUUAUCGUCUCGAACCGACGAGACAGAGACCGAGAGUCCGCGGAGUCCCCCCCUGCGGCAGACAUGAAGAUCACAGUGGACUUCGAGGAGUGCUUGAAGGACUCCCCCCGCUUCAGAGCCACCAUAGAGGAAGUGGAGGGGGAUGUGUGCGAGUUGGAAUCCAAGCUGGACAAAUUGGUGAAGUUGUGUAUCGGGAUGAUUGAUGCUGGAAAAGCCUACAAUGCAGCCAACAAGCAAUUUGUAAGUGGGAUCCGAGAGCUCGCGCAGCAGUCCACCAGAGACGAGGUCAUCGAGUCCAGUCUCACAAAGUUUGCCGAGAGCCUGCAGGAGAUGAUCAACUAUCACACGAUAUUAUUUGACCAGGCCCAGAGAUCGAUCAAGACCCAGCUUCAAACUUUUAUCAAAGAUGACCUGCGCAAGUUCAAAGAAGCCAAGAAGCAGUUUGAUAAAGUGAGCGAGGAGAAGGAUGCAGCUCUGAUAAAAAACGCCCAGGCACCUCGCAACAAGCAGCAUGAGGUGGAGGAAGCCACCAACAUCCUCACGGCCACACGCAAGUGCUUCCGACACAUCGUCCUCGACUACGUUUUACAGAUCAAUGUGCUACAAUCCAAGAGAAGAUCAGAAAUCCUGAAAUCAAUGCUGUCCUUCAUGUACGCCCACUUGACCUUCUUUCACCAAGGAUAUGACCUCUUCAGUGAACUACAACCUCUCAUGAAACAGCUUGGAGGACAGUUGGACCAGCUGGUGGUGGAUGCUGCCAAAGAGAAGAGGGACAUGGAGCAGAAACACUCCACCAUCCAGCAAAAGGCUGCUGUACAGGAUUUCUCGAAUGACGACACCAAGCUCGAGUACAAUGUGGACGCUGACAAUGGCAUUGCCAUGGAGGGUUAUCUGUUUAAGAGGGCCAGCAACGCCUUCAAGACAUGGAAUAGGCGUUGGUUUUCCAUCCAAAACAAUCAGCUAGUUUACCAGAAGAAAUUUAAGGACAACCCUACAGUGGUGGUAGAGGACCUCCGGCUAUGCACAGUCAAACACUGUGAAGACAUAGAGCGUCGCUUCUGUUUCGAAGUGGUGUCACCCACCAAGAGCUGUAUGAUGCAGGCAGACUCAGAGAAGCUGCGACUGGCCUGGAUCAAAGCCGUCCAGAACAGCAUUGCCACCGCCUUCCGCGACAAGGGAGAUGAAGACGAGAAGCUGGACAGGAAGUCGUCUACAUCGACGGGGAGUCUGGACUCCGGUGGGGAGCCAAAGGAGAGAUCGCUGAAAGGCGAGAGUGCCCUGCAGAAGGUCCUGGCCAUCCAGGGAAACGCCUGUUGCUGUGACUGCGGCCAGCCAGACCCUCGCUGGGCCAGCAUCAAUCUGGGCAUCACCCUGUGUAUACAGUGCUCUGGUAUUCACAGGAGUCUUGGAGUGCAUUUCUCCAAGGUUCGAUCUCUGACUUUGGAUACGUGGGAACCCGAACUACUUAAGUUGAUGUGUGAAUUGGGAAACGGAGAGAUCAACCAGAUCUAUGAGGCUCGGCGAGAGGAGCUGGGAGCCAGAAAACCACAGCCUGGAGACCCGAGACACGAGGUCGAGGCCUACAUCAAAGCCAAAUACGUUGACCGCCGGUUUGUGCGCCGGCCGUCCGAUGAGGAGCUUCGUAACAAAGUGAUUUCUCUGAGCAAACAGGAGAAGAGGCUGAGCAGCAGCUCUGAGCAUCUACCCCCGAGACCGCCUCCACCUACCCCCAAACUCCGACCAGGCUCAAACGCAUCUGGAAAGACAGUGAAAAGUGCAGACAGCGGCAUCCAGAACAGUGCUGACGGAAGCAGGGAAAUGCUGGCCAACACCCAAUCCAAUAACAGCCUGGCAGAAGCAGAGCCUGCCGAGCCUCCGCCCAUGGCCAUGCCUGCCACGCUGCCUCCGCCCUCUCCCUGUAAGGACAUGGUUUUCUACGAGCCCAAGGAGUACAGCCAGGGUCUGCAGCUCUACUGGGCCUCAUGCGCCCGCAGUCUGCCGGACAUGGCGGAGGCACUGGCCCACGGAGCCGAGGUCAACUGGGUCAACACUGAGGAUGAUAAGAGGACGCCGCUCAUCAUGGCGGUGCAGGGUGGGUCGCUGGUAGCCUGUGAGUUUUUGCUUCAAAAUGCGGCUAACGUGAACCAGCAGGACGCUCAGGGUCGAGGACCGCUGCACCACGCCACCAUGUUGGGACACACAGGGCAAGUGUGCUUGUUCUUAAAAAGAGGAGCGAAUCAAAACGCUGCAGACAUCGAUGAGAAAACGCCACUGACCAUAGCGGUGGAUGCAGCCAACGCAGACAUUGUCACACUGUUGCGACUGGCAAAGAUGAACGAGGAGAUGCGAGAGGCGGAGGGGCCCUACAGCCAGUCAGGAGAUGAAACCUACCAGGACAUUUUCCAGGACUUCACCCACAUGGCCUCCAACGACCCGGACAAGCUCAACCGCUACCAGCAGUACGACCCGCAGCGACCCUGACACUGCACCGUCCAGUAGCACUAAGAAAGACACUGUCUACACCGGCCUGGGAGGUCUCCGGGUCAUUUUCCCUCCAACAUCUGCAUUAAAGCCGGUUAGUGCCACCACAGCUGGACACACGUCACCAUGUCGUUCUGCAGCGGUGAACACAGCCUCUGUUGUACAAGUACUAGCACUUCACACAAAGUGAAGGGAACUUCUGUGAAAGGAAAACGUCACUCUUUUUAAACUUUAUUUUCUUUUUUUAAACUGUGCUUCUCAGUCGGGCCUAUUACACUAAGUGAUGGUACAGUUUUAAGCCUUUUAAAGGAUUUGUACAGAAAAGUGACAUCUCAGUCUGAAUGUUGAGCGCCGGCGAGGCCGUCAGUUUAAUCCUUCCUGUCACACUUCAUGACAAAAUACAAUUUCUCUUCUUUUUUCUUCUUUUUUUUUUUAAAUAUAAAAAAGUGUGUUGCAUCAGUUGUUAAGAGAGGUAAGUGCAGGACAGGCUGUUAAAUAAUUCAUUUCAAUUUUUAAGUACUUCCCCUUUCAAAUAGGAUUCUCUUUAUCAGUAUAGGCAUAAUUUCUUCUAUCAACGUUUUGUUUUAUGAACUCUCCGCCGCGUAUACAAGGCAAUAUGCUUUUCACUUGUUUCGCACAAAUCCCUUUGGCACCGAUGUUUACCAGUUUUGACGGUAGGACUAUGACGUGUCAUAAGAUGUACAGUGAUUAUAAAAGUAAGCAUUUUAUUGACGUCUUAAAAGUUGAGUAGAUUUAUUAUUAUUAUUUUUUUUAAUGAUUGUUAUUUUUGAAUGUUUCUUCUGAAUGAUUUUAAUUUCCCAUCCACGCUGUGGCCUCGUCAGCAGCUGUGGUGUGUGUCGGUGCUGCAAUCGGCACCUCGGCUUCCUGAUUUUGUGGAAUUUUUAAAAAAAAAGCUUUGCCCGUCAGAGGUGAUUGGUAAUUUGCAGAUUCAGUCUCAUGCUGAUAGAUUAAAAAGUUAAGAUCAAGAACUGUUCAUCACUCUGAGCCUAUAGAUUUUUAUGUAGAUAUUUUAUUCCCAUUGAUUUUUAGAAUUAUUGGUAAACAAAAAUAACAACCUAAAGUCCAGUAAAUGUGCCUUCAAUAUUAGAAAAUAAAAAAUUCCAGCGCACACCAGGAUUGACACGAUUAAUUUAAUAAACAUUUUACAAACGUAGGGUCUCUUGCUUCCUACUCCUGAUGUUUUGUAAAAGGUUUUGUAAAACAUUAUUUUGGAAUUUUAAAUUUUUCUUAUUGUGAUUGAUCCCAAGGAGAAAGCACUACUGUGCAAGGGUGGUUUUGAAAAUCUUUGUAAUCCUAAAGUGUACAGUCCUGGCUGAUUUUCCGACACCUGUGGUUACUGUGGCAACAGAAAGUGCAGCUCUUCAUGCUCACCGUGGCCCGUCUCAUUAUUCCCCUGCUAAAGUUCAAAAUGAUCCACUGACCGGAUGCAUUAUUGAUAAAUGCAAAUGUUAGUGACACAAAACAUCCUGUGACAGUUUAAGCUGCCACACGUCUGUUAACCCACUUGAAGUCUUUGAAUACGAAGCGUCAGCAGUAGGAAACGUUACAAACUGUGAAGCUGGAGUCCAUAAGGAAUCGUUUCCUGUGAGUCGGCAGUAAAGGCAGCUUGUGGAUCCUGACGCAAACAAUUAAAAUUAAUAUACAUCGAGGUAAAACUGAAUAUAAAUACAUUAAAUGGCUAUUGGGGGAAAAAAAUGUAAUCUUAUGCGUUGAGCCGUUCAAGACACAUUUGCAGAGUAACAUUUUAGUUUUGUCUCUAAUCAGACGCCAGACACCAAAUGUUUAACUUCAGAAAAGGAUUCCGUAAAUGUGGUAACAGAAGUGCUGCACUGUACUUUAGGACCUGUUGUUUUAUUCUUAAGUCUUCCUCUGUCCAAUCUUCUCCUCAGUAGCAUAUAAGGAUGUCACGUCAGUACCAGAGGAAAACCUUUGGCCAAAUGCAACAUGGGAUACAAUUCUUGUACAUUUUGUACAGAUGCUUUUGAAUAAUGCGGAGAACUUCAGUAUAACGUUAGAGGUACUUGAAUCAUUAAAUAGGCUUUUGUACAUGCUGUUCUUUGUAUCCUUCAGGAAUUUAGCGCAUUUUAUAUUGCCUGUCUGUAAACCAUUAUACAUGUACUAGAUAUUCUACCUGUAAUAUGUCAGGACUUCAAUACAUUUGGACUGAGGAUUCA
Messenger RNA from Scophthalmus maximus (turbot), 5022 nucleotides. Its product is annotated as arf-GAP with coiled-coil, ANK repeat and PH domain-containing protein 2. The transcript is spliced from 24 exons. Gene Ontology annotation, cellular component: cytoplasm. The coding region runs from base 410 to 2827 and encodes 805 amino acids. NCBI's taxonomy places the organism in Eukaryota, Metazoa, Chordata, Actinopteri, Pleuronectiformes, Scophthalmidae. Gene Ontology annotation, molecular function: protein binding; GTPase activator activity. The record is from RefSeq and is a predicted model, not a curated record.